Molecule: messenger RNA, 2289 nt
Organism: Amaranthus tricolor (Joseph's coat)
Lineage: Eukaryota; Viridiplantae; Streptophyta; Magnoliopsida; Caryophyllales; Amaranthaceae
Product: 65-kDa microtubule-associated protein 5
Exons: 11
Coding region: 376-2067 (563 amino acids)
Biological process (GO): microtubule cytoskeleton organization
Cellular component (GO): cytoplasm; spindle
Molecular function (GO): microtubule binding
Source: RefSeq, a predicted model, not a curated record
GUAUUCUCCAACUUCAUAAAACAAAAGGCAAAAAAGCCUAAAAGAAAAGAGAAGUUGGAAAAUUUAAAAAAAUUCAAAAAAGCAAAAAGAAGAAAUGCUUCCAAGUUCGCGCCAAUGCAAAAAAAAGUUCAGCAGAAAUCAUUCUCGUACAAAUUACAAUCAGUCAUCAGAUCCCAAGUUUCCAAUUUUAGCACAACUAAUAAUUGCAAUUCAAAGUCUCACAAUUCUUGUUCUUUCGUAACGCUUCCUUCUUUUCCUCACUUUUACUCCCCUUUUGUCACAUUUGCGGAAUUUUAGGGUUUCGUUGAAAUCUCAAUCAUUUGUGGUUUUAACUCUGGAUUCUUUGCUCUGUAAGUUUCACUGUAAUCAAGCAAAAUGAGAGCGUCUACUUCUCCGUCCCUCACUCAGACUACUUGUGGUUCUCUUCUUCAAGAAUUGCAGAAAAUAUGGGAUGAAAUUGGAGAAAGUGACAGCGAACGAGACAAGAUACUUUUGGAACUUGAGCAAGAUUGCCUAAACUUGUACCGAAGGAAGGUGGAAAAUACAAGGAAAUACAAAGCUGAUCUUUAUCAAACACUUGCUGAGGACGUAGCUGAAAUUGCUAGACUUAAUGCUGUACUUGGAGAGAGGACCUCUUUCAUACGUGCAAAGGGUACUCUAAGAGAGCAACAAUCUUCUACAAAACCUGUCUUGGACGAUCUAAGAUUAAAGAAACAGCAAAGAGUAAAGGAAUUUUCUGAAACCGAGUCUCAGAUUAUUCGUAUUUGUGCUGAGAUAGCAGGGAAUGAUCAGUUUAUAAAUAAUGCUGAACCACAAGUAGAUGAACAAGACCUGACAACAGAAAGGCUGGCUGAACGUAAAUCACAUCUUGAAGAGCUUCAGAAUGAGAAGGCUCUUCGUUUGCAGAAAGUUAACACUCAUAUCAGUACUAUUCAUGAGCUAUCAGUUGUCAUGUCUGUUGAUUUUAGAACAACAGUUGCUGAGGUGCACCCUUCUUUGGUUGAUCAUGGACAUGGCCAGUUGAAGAGCAUUAGUAAUGAUACUCUUGCUAAGCUAACAAGUGUUGUGAAUUCGUUGAAGCAAGAAAAGCAGCAACGGUUGGAAAAGAUUAAAGAUUUGGGUAUUGCCUUAGUGGAGUUGUGGAGUCUCUUGGACACCUCAACUGUUGAUCAGAAAAAGUUUGAGCAUGUUACAUGGUUAAUCCCUUCUUCUGUUGAUGAGGUUACAAGGCCUGGUUCCCUUUCUCUGGAUGUCAUUGAGCGGACGGAGAUUGAAGUUGAGCAGUUGAAUAUUCUUAAAGCCAGCAAGAUGAGGGAGCUAGUGAUGAAGAGGCAAACUGAAUUAGAGGAAAUUUAUAGAGGUGUCCAUGUGGAAGUAGAUAGUGAUGCUGCAAGGAAAAUGUUGAUCAACCUCAUUGAUUCUGGCAAAGUAGACUUGUCUGAGAUGCUCUUUCGUAUGGAUGAUCAAAUAAGACAAGCUAAAGAAGAAGCUCAGAGCAGGAAGGACAUACUUGAUAGAGUUGAGAAGUGGAAAUAUGCAGCAGAGGAAGAAAAUUGGCUUGAUGAAUAUGAGAAGGAUGAUAACAGAUAUUGUGCUGGAAGAGGAGUGCACAAAAAUUUGAAGAGGGCUGAAAAAGCAAGGGCUCUGGUCGGCAAAAUACCAACUCUUGUUGAAAGUUUGAUAACAAAGGUUAAAGCUUGGGAAUCAGAGAAAGGAAUGACAUUUUUUUAUUACAAGGAAUCUCUGUUACAGAAGUUAGAUGAAUACUCUUUACAGCGUCAGCAGAGGGAAGAUGAGAAACGUAAAACUCGGGAGCAGAAAAAGUUGCAGGAGCAGCUUGCGACAGAAAAAGAAGCACUCUAUGGCUCGAGGCCAAGCGCAAAAAAGCCGUUGGGUCCAAGCAUCAGUAAUAAUGCAAUGGUAGGAACUCCCAUUGCUCGUAAGAUAGGAACGCCUGCUGGUCGUUAUGGGAUUUCAAGUAGUAAAGAGCGCAGAGAUAGCAGUAGAGUUAUACCAGUCAACUUUGUUGCUCUUGCCAAAGAUGAUCCAGUCUCUCAUGCUAGCUGACUCUUAGUUUGGUGACCAAAAGAUUAUAGGAAGUUGUUCAUGACUGACAUAAGUAGAUGUAUUCUCAAAAAAGAGUAACUGGUCUGGUAGCAUCUGUUAAAUUGUUUGAACUUCAGUUAAUUUAGGGUUACUGGACUUGCUUAGCCUAGUAUUACUUGUGGGUUAACUUGUAAGCAAAUUUCAUUUACUAUUUUUUAGUGAACAGAAAAGUUUAGUCAAGUA